GAAGCUUUCCUGGAGGCCCAAUUGAGUCUGUGUGUACUUUGAUCGUGUGCAUAGCCUUUGCUAAGAAGCUGUACUGCUUGUGUUGAUUGAACUGGCUGCCCCUUUGUUCGCGUUGGCUUGUGUGUCCCAGCUUUCCGCUGCUUGUUUACUGAACCGAUGUUGUUGAUGACGGAUACGACGCGUGACGCUGAUGAAGUACAACGGGAUCCGCCGCUGGAUACGGUGAAGACGGUUGACGAUGUGAACCUGAGCUCCUCUGCGUCUGGUGCUGAUGCUGCCGAUGGAACUGAUGCUGUACUAGAGGGUGCUGAUAAAAUGGGUGCUGUCACGAGUUCAACAACUACUGUUAAUUCGAGUGGCAGUUCAGUGAUGACGAUAUCUUCGUGUUCACAACAACAGGUACAGCAUGCUGAUGAACUGAAUCAAAGCACUGUAACUGAGUUGCUCCAAAGAGCAAAUGACAUUGCAGAGAGAGAUUCAUUGGACCCAGACAUCAAGGAGAUUGUGCAUAAACUUGCCAAUGCACUGGGGAAAUCCCGUGCUGAAUCGAACCAGUACAAAUUACAUGCACAACUGUUGAGUUUGACCUCCAAGGACCAGGACAUGAGGUACGAAGUGGAACAAGAGCUGGUGAAGAGAGAAGUUGAUAGGUUGAAGACUCAGGGAGAUCAGGUUGGCUAUCUCAUGUCGAAGGUGACGAGGCAGAAGCAACUCAUCAUAAAAUACAAGGGCAAGAUUGUUGAAAAGAAUAAAGAGAUCAUAAGGCUGAGAAGCAUACUAAGGGAUAAGUCACAACUUGUAAACGGAUCACCAGACAAUAGCAACAUGUUAGACACGCUUGGGUUACUGGCAUCACAAGUGUUGACGCAUGAAGAAGCAUCAACCCAAGGCAAGUCUUCAGCUCACAAUGGCAAUGCUCGAAAUCGUUGAUCGUUUUAAUGUGACAUUUCCGAUCUUGGUCAUUAUUGUUAUUAUUAUUAUGAUUAUUAUUAUAUAGACAGCAUUGUUAUUCACUGUGACUUAACGUCAUUCUUUCAAUUCUUACACUUUCCCAAGUCAG
Messenger RNA from Williopsis jadinii, 1060 nucleotides. It is a transcript of the gene FDO1, whose product is annotated as Fdo1p. NCBI's taxonomy places the organism in Eukaryota, Fungi, Ascomycota, Saccharomycetes, Phaffomycetales, Wickerhamomycetaceae. The coding region runs from base 166 to 930 and encodes 254 amino acids. The transcript has a single exon. The record is from RefSeq and is a predicted model, not a curated record.